Molecule: messenger RNA, 1372 nt
Organism: Williopsis jadinii
Lineage: Eukaryota; Fungi; Ascomycota; Saccharomycetes; Phaffomycetales; Wickerhamomycetaceae
Gene: NTA1
Product: amidase
Exons: 1
Coding region: 153-1238 (361 amino acids)
Biological process (GO): protein catabolic process
Molecular function (GO): protein-N-terminal asparagine amidohydrolase activity; protein-N-terminal glutamine amidohydrolase activity
Source: RefSeq, a predicted model, not a curated record
CUCAAUCGCUAAGGAUGAGAAGUGAGAUGGCUGAUUAUCCUGUUUCCCAUGCCCAUCAGUCUUGAAGUGUACUGUUUUUUCUGUAACGUUAUUAAUCCUCUAAUCUAAGUGUUGUAAAGUAGUAUAAACAUAGGCCUAUGUAAAAGUAGUUGAUGAAAAUCGAUUCUUCCCGUUACAACAAACCAGCAAGCUACAGCGUCGGUGGAAAUAUGCCUCGCUUACGUAUUGCUACGCUCCAGCUCAAUCCCAGGAUCCCUGCUGUGAAGGACAACAUCGCAAAGGCUGAAAAGAUCCUCUCAUUGGCAUUCCCAAAGAAUGAAAGCCCAGAUCUGUUGAUCUUGCCGGAGAUGGCACUCUGUGGUUAUAACUAUUCCUCACCAGCGCAGGUCAAGCCUGUUCUGGAGUCCGUGGAAAGACCCGGUCCAAUGCUGAGAUGGGCCGAAGAUAUCAGUAAAAAGUACGGUUGCUUCAUUGUCAUGGGAUACCCAGAGUGGUGCUCCAAACAGCAACAGAUCUUCAACUCUGCCGUGGUUCUUGACAAGUCGGGGCAAGUGAUACAUCGAUACAGGAAGUCGUUCUUGUACGAGACUGACGAGGUUUGGGGAUGUGUUGAAGGCCCUGGGUUCAAGAGCUUCCAACUAUGCGACGGUGUAAAGGCCAGUAUUGGUAUCUGUAUGGACUUGAAUCCUUAUCAAUUCAAAGCACCCUUCACUGACUUUGAGUUCUCAUCGCAUUGCUAUGAGGAAGGUACCAACCUCAUCAUCUGUCCAAUGAACUGGUUGCACGGUAAGAGUCCAAGUGUGCAAGAAGGAUUGACAAGCUAUGAGAAAUUGGCGCUGGGUGCUGAGUUACAAGGGGCGCUGGAUGAAGUUGAUGGAGAAAUCGUCGUGAACGACAAGGGAAGUCCUAUUAGAGAAUACGAGGAGAAUUUGGCGUACCAAGACCUUCAUGAGCCAGACUUUCACAAUUUGAACUACUGGCUGCUGAGAUUCUUCCCAUUCAUGAACCAUGCUAGGAAACCAGCGACAUUUGAUGGGAAGACUACAGUGGUUUAUUGCAAUAGAUCUGGGCUCGAGGAUACCAUUCUGUAUGGUGGAACUUCGAGUAUCGUCCAGUUCAACGGUUCAAAGGGGUUUCUCGGCUACAAUUCCAUAGAUUUAACAAACAAGAGCGUUGAUGUUCUUGGAGCCCUCGGCAAAGGAGACGAAGGAAUUCUAAUUCGUGAGGUGGAUAUCUAAAUGCGGCUCCAUCUAUUGGAGAACAACACCAUCAACACAUCCAAACCCUGCAGCAACACCACCUUCGUUGGAGUUUGAGAAUUUCGAUCUCAACAACCAGCCAGCAUCAGAGUUUUUGAUAACCUCACCAGUCG